AUGGCGGCGGAGCUGGGGCAGAAGACGGUGGAGUUCUCGGAGGUGGUGCGGAGGGCGACGGAUGAUUCGUUCCUCGCGCUCAGGGAGCUGGUGGAGAGGUCCAAGGUCGCCGAGGAGCAGUCCGACUCGCAGAAGAAGAUCGACCUCCUCAAGUACAUUUUCAAGACCCGGCAGCGGAUGCUGCGCCUCCACGUGCUCGCCAAGUGGUGCCAGCAGGUAUGUGCCUCCUCUGCCUCUCGAGAACCCGGUCGCGGCUGGUCUCCCUCGCGUGCCCGCCCCUCCCCAGGGUUCAUCCCAGGGUUUGUGGGAUUGAACGUGAAAAGGGUUUAAUAGGAAACUUUAGAGCGUCGAAGGAGCAUAGAGGGGCUCAGGUUGCGGGGUUUGCAGUUUGUGCCCAUUAAUUCUGUGGAAACCUGUGACCUCUUCUGGAAAAUCCAUCCUGAGCCGUGUAGCAUCCAAAUGGUGGUCAAACUAUUUCGUCAAGUUCAUGAAACGAAUGAAGUGCCAUAGAAACAAACCUGAAGUCGUGUGACCUUCAUCAUCUGCACAUAUAUUCAAAGAACUGCAGCUGGCCACAAAGAAUUCACGUACCAUCUGUUCCUUCGUAUUGGAUACCCAUUGAUUGGGGAUACAGGAAAAAAAAUCAGUCGGUAUGCCUGCCGCUUGGUGGCAUCAGACUUAAAUGAUUCCUUGAGUAUCUAUUCUUUUCAAUCGACCUUUACCUUAAGAAUCUUAAGCAUAAUUCAAUGUUUGCAGGUUCCAUUGGUUCAUUGCUGCCAACAACUCGCAGAAAUCCUUUCAAGUCACGAUACCUGUUUUACACAGGCUGCCGAUUCACUGUUUUUCACGCAUGAAGAGUUGCAGCAGGCUCGUGCUCCUGUUUAUGAUGUCCCAUCUGCCGUUGAAGUUCUCCUUACAGGAAGUUACAGACGACUACCGAAGUGUAUUGAGGAUUUAGGGCUUCAGACAACACUCACUGAUGAUCAGAAAAAGCCAGUGCUAAAGAAUUUGGACACACUCCUCCGUUCCAAACUUCUUGAAGCCAAACUUCCUAAAGAGAUAUCUGAAAUUACAGUAUCUAAUGGUACUGUACUCCUGCGUGUGGAUGGAGAGUUCAAGGUUCUUCUUACUUUGGGUUACCGAGGACACCUAUCAAUGUGGAGGAUAUUGCACUUAGAAUUGCUUAUUGGUGAAAAGAAUGGCCCUGUGAAGCUUGAAGAGCUACGAAGAUAUGCUCUUGGAGAUGAGCUAGAACGCAGAAUGGCAUCUUCUGAAAAGCCAUUCACUAUUUUGUACUCUGUUCUCCAUGAGCUUUGUGUUGCCCUUGUUAUGGACACUGUAAUCAAGCAAGUUCAUUUGCUACGCCAAGGCAGAUGGAAAGAUGCGAUACGGUUUGAGCUUAUUUCUGAUGGUGGUCCUGGACAGAGUAGUACUGUUGGUCAGAUUUUGCCAACUCAAGAUGGAGAAUUUGAUUCAGCUUCUCAGAAAACCCCAGGUAUAAAAAUUAUGUACUGGUUAGAUUUUGAGAAGACUGCUGCAGGAGUAGAUUCUGGUUUGUCACCAUUUAUCAAAAUUGAGCCAGGUCAAGAUCUACAGAUGAGAUGCGUCCAUAGUGUCUUUGUCAUAGAUCCAAUUACUGACAGGGAGGCAGAAUUUUUACUUGAUCGAAGUUGCAUUGAUGUUGAGGGACUGCUCCAAAGGGCUAUUGCCUGCAACAAACAUACUCGUCUACUUGAAAUACAAAGGGACGUAAUGAAAGUUGCUCAAAUCUUUCAGGCUGAAGGUGAUGUUGUUCUCAAAUGCCAAGAAGAUGCAAUACUUCAGGACGCAAACAAGGUUGGUGGAAUGAUGAAUGACUUUACUUUUAUAUGUAGUAUAUGCGUCAAUCUGUUGUCUAUAGAUGGCCAUCCCCAAUGAUGUGGAAAUUAAAACAGUUGUUAAUUCCUGAGAGAAACACAAUCAUAACUGUAAACCUGUAACCCAAUUUUUCAGUGUUAACUUUAGAGCAGCAAAACACGGUUCUAAAAGGUACAAGAUUAAGUUGUCGACGAUAAGAUAGAUAUUCUUAGUUCAAUGAGCUUAGGGAAAUAAUCUGCCUUUUAAUACAUUAAAAAAGAGGCUUUUGAACGGAUUCCCUAUAAUCAAAUCAUGUGGUUGUUUUGAAGUUUUCGUAUAAUUAUUUUUGUUUCUUUCUUGUGUUUGAUCGUAUAUUUGUUAUUGCUAAUGAAAAUUAGCUGACUGGAUCAUAAUCAAAGGGGAUGCCAAUUUGCAUUGAAGCACUUGUGCAUGAAAAUAGUGCUUGAUAUAUGUAGAUUGCAUGUAGGAAAAACGUUCACGUAUCGUUUUCAGUAGUUUAUCAGAAUUAAAUCUGUUGUUAUUUUCUAUCUAUCAAUGGUAGCAUUCGCAAUCUCAAACCAGAUCCAUGCCACGAAUUAGUUUUGAUGUUGGCCUCACUAGGAUCAUCAGUCAAUAGCAUUCUUAGAUUGUUGGAGCAGGUUUUGAACUCUAAUACUAAAUGACGUUGUCGUGGUGUCGGAUCAAAUUCUUGACGAAAGUUUUUAAGUUUGAUGUCAAUGUUGUCAACAUUGUACGUUCAAGAAAUUUUGUUGAUUGAAUUCUCCCGGGUUGUACUCCUGUUGUUUAUACUAAUCGUCAUCCAAUUGUAGUGUAUCGUUGGUGAAUAAGGUGGUUAGUUAUUUGUGGAUUUUUGUUGAUGAGCAGAAGACUGAUCUUUGCACAUUGGUGCUGGCUGUCAUAUAUUUGUUCUGUUCUAAUGAAAAAACAUUAGAAGGUAUAUCAUUCAGUGAUUGAGUGGACCCUUAAGAUGAAAGUUAAAUGUAUUUAUGUUGCUAUUCUGUUAUUUUGACUUUUGUUAUUAUGAAAGUGGGUGUUACAUUGCAAUCGUUGAUUAAACAGAAAGAAAGAAAGAAUGUAAAAGUGUGGGCCCUGCAGGCUGUUGCCUUGACCGCCCUUUCCAUUUGGUCUAGUUUCAGAGAGGUCCUGUCAUUGUCAGGGUUGGACAGAUUCAGAAAAGUUACUACCCAGGAUCAGAGGCAGCGUAUCUAGAUCAGCGGGAUUUAUUUCAGAAGCCAAUUCAUGUGGUAGCAGUUUGAUAACCAAUUAGAACUGGAAUACGCUGGGUUAUCUAAGUUUACCUGAGAUAACCUAACUUCCCGAGGUUGAUAAGCUUGGAUGACUGAGCGAGUCAUAUGAGGUCCAGUUAGGGGAUACAUGCAGAUAAAGUCGCAUCAACUUGUUUGACCAAAAUGGUCGAAUAGUGGAACUCAGUCUGGUUAACUUAACGCUGGUGUUAUCAGAUUGAAAAAAAAAGUGACCUAAGUUGAGUUAUUACAGAGAUAGUGUGUUGUCGAACUGUGCAAAUUUAAUGUCACUUCAGGGUUGAGGGAAGUGCGAAAGAUUCAAUGGAGUCAACAUAACUAUGGAAUGGUCCUUUUUUUUAUACUAGAGUAAGGGAGGAGACUAUAGUCUGAAUUUAGCGAUUUACAUAAUUGUUGUAUGCGUGUAGUUUUAACAGGAUUAUGCAGUCUUGAUGUUGCCUCCAUUUCGUAUAUGUAGAGUUGUUUUAGGAUGCAUUUCAAUUACAUUUUUUUAUCUAUUAUGUAUUUCGGUAAUAUUUUUUUUGUCAUUGGUUGAGUGCGUUCUUUUAUUAUACAUACAAUUUGUUUCAGUGUUUAGUUUGCUAGGUUCAUUCUUUUAUAUUUAUGGCGUAUAACAUGCUCACAGAUAUAUUAUUUAUUUUUACUGGUGAUAUUUUUCUGUAGGAGUGCUGGGGGGAUGAAGUACUAUGUGUCCGAGCAUAUGGUUCACUUUACAUAACUCUUGGAAUUAACAUAAGGUAGUUAUCUCUCUUGUUCUGUUUUGUUUUUCUACUUUUUUUUAUCUGGUUUUUACUUUUCCUACACUUGUUUGCAAUCCAUGAUCUAGAUCUAUAUUCUAUUUUAUUUCAUGUAGUUGUUGUGAUCAUUAAAAAAAGAACGUACAAUUAUUGUGGAUUGCGACCCUCAAAUCCCCAACCCAGCAAUGCACCAGGGAAAAAAGAAAAGAAGAAGAGGAAUAUUAUAUCUUCUUGGUAGUUCUCCCAUUAACAAUUUAACGGUUAAAAAAAUCUCAUAUAUAUAUAUAUUUAAAAAGCAUAAUGGGAAAGUACAUAUGCGAGCCUUCAAACUUGUUUGUUGUGUUCUCAUGCAAAGAAUUUUGUUUCCACUGCCAUGUAGAUUACAUCUUUUACUGUUAUCGAAAGCAAAAGAGAACAUAUGAAGUUCUUAAUCCUGUAAUCCUAUGAAGCUUAAUCAUUUAUUUUCUGCAUCCUAUUGUACCUUUGUUAAGAAAUGUAGGCAUCUUUAUCUUUUCUUUACAUAUAGACCCAUCCCUGCCCUGACCAAAAUGGCUUUUCUUUAUAUGUAGAAAUGUAGUUCUCUUUUCUUUACAUCUCAUUGGCCUUCCAUUACAUAUAGAAAAGUGCGUGGAUGUAUGCUCUUCAUCUUUGACAGACCCAUUUCCUGCACUUAACAUUGCUGGUCAGUCCCCGAACACUUAACAUUGCAAACUAAUGAUCGUGUCUCUUUCCUCUUUAGUUACGAUGCUCAUAGCGCCUUUUAUAGUCCAGAAGACUCUAGUUUUCAUGGUUUUGAAAUACUUUACGUCACAUCAAGUGCCAUUUCCUAUUCUUUCCUGCAAGCUAUGGGCGGUCUGUUCAAAUUCUUUUUUUAUUUUCUCUUCCUCACAAUGUUCUCAGUUCAUUUGGGCUUGUCUUUCCUAGUUCAUUUGCAAUAUCUGCAGUGUAGCUUGUACCAUCUGCUAUACUUUUUUGUAUAGUGAGUUCAAGUCUUUUAAUCCUCUCUAUGUGAAUCAAGCAACAUGAAUCAUCCUGGCAAAGUUUCUCCCGAAUUUGGUCAGUGAAAGUGCUGUGCAAAUUGAUGUGCUCUAUCAAGUCCGCAUCAUAAUUAUGAACGUAACACUCAUCCUACAUGUUAGAGAUACAGACGGAAAACAGGUCAGAACAGCAAAUUCAAUUUGGUCAUCCUCAAUACCAAUAAUUUUUAUGGAUGGAUUUUGAGCUGCAAUCAUAGUGAACAUCUGAUCUGUGUAUGUGGGAUAAACUUAGGAUUGCAGCAAAGUCAGUCAACCAACAUAUCCAGUGCUUGCCCAAAAAAUUUAUGUUUUAAUGUGGAACACUCGUUGGUUUCCCCAUUUUAGCUAUUAAUCUGCAUGGUUUUGGAGAGUGAAUGAUUACCUGUUCGGACAAAUUCUCUGCCUUAUUUGUGUUAUAGUCUGGACAAGGUGAGCGUUUUUUAUUGUCUUUUUAUUGUUGGAACGUCCAUUUAUUAUUCCAUGCUUUUGUCCUAGUUAUGGAUUCGUUUCAUAUAUUCCCAUGAUUUGUUCGACUAUAUAACUGAAUUAUAUUCUCUUCAUUUCAUUUGCUUGUGCAUUUAUUUGGUUUCCUUUGCUUGAUGCAGGAGUGGGCGUUUCCUUCUUCAGUCUUCUAAAAAUAUCCUUGCGGGAUCUGCUUUGUCAGAUUGUGAAGAAGCACUAAACCAAGGGAGUAUGACCGCAGCAGAAGUGUUCAUAAGCUUGAGAAGUAAAAGUAUCCUGCAUUUAUUUGCAUCAGUUGGCAAGUUCUUGGGACUUAAGGUAUUCAGAUUCAUAUUGUGAUUCGUGUAGUUCUAUUAUGUCAUUGAAACAACUGACUUAAUAAAAGCCUUCGUUUAGUACUUGGGAAUUUUUAUUGGAUGCCUAAAAAUUUUCGUUUUACAGCCUGAAUUUCGUUUAGUUGUACAUUAUGAUGGUCAGGUGUACGUUCAUUUUACUUCUUGGAAACUUGCUCGACCUGUUCCUUACAUCACUAUCACAUUUCAUGAUACUUUAUCUGUCUAUGCUUGUAUGUUUGACUGGAAAAUGAUCAUCGAAUUUCACAGAAGAUGCUAACUUAGGCUCUUGAUAGCUUUUAGUCGCUAAUAAGUGAUUUGGUGAGAUUUAGUGGCUCAUCUGCAUACUGGUAGAAAAGGCUAAAUUGUCAGCAUAUCACUGUUGAGUUAAACAGAGGUCCAAGUAUAUCCCACAUGUUGGUUUCCAUAAUCAGACAAUAUCCCUUACCUAGUCAGACAUUUCAGUUUUUAUGGAUCUACCUCUUAGUUUCAGCAGAUCUUUUGAAGCUAAUUUUUUGAGCAUCUUAUUAUGUCAGACUUGAAAAUCUUGACUUCUUGCAUCUCUAGGUCUUCAGACGGAAUAUUUGACGUUGGAUACCCAAUAAGGCUUGUUUUGAGGUUGACAUAUUAGAUGUCUAGGGCUUGGAGUUGUUCUCCCAGGAAGAAUUCAUUCGCUAUUGAGUGUUGUGGCCUCAAUGAAAGCUGUGUAGAACUUGCCUCAUAAUUUACUUCAGUUGAUGAACCUGACGCUUUAAUAUCUGGGUACAUAUCUGCGUGUAACGUCUCUUGUUCUUUGUCUUGAUUCUUUUAUAAGUGAAAGGUGAUAUUCUGUCCGCUGGAUAAUAUCCAAAAUGCAAAUAUGUAGCAGUCGUCCACAUCAAAGGACGCAAUAAUAAGGAAUGAAAGAAAUAUUUUGCUGAUGGACUGGGCCCGCAAACAGUGAAAAUACUUACUAAUUUAUUUAUUUUUAUAUUUUUUUACUGUAUUUCGUUUCGAUUUUUUGUCUUUUCCAGUCCUUUUUUUAUUCCCUUCCAUGAUUUUUAAGUCCCAUAAUUUUGAUCCUGUAGAAUGUGACCCAUUUUCUCAUUGAGUGAAGGGUACAAAAUAAAUCAGAUUGAUUUUUCGAUCAAAAGUAAUGAAAAGACAAACGUGGUCUACCUUGAGGUUUAUUUUACAUCAUCUCAUGAAAUUCUAGGAUCUUACAUGAGAUAAAUUCACGGAGGAUAUUUACCCAAAGUAUCAUCCCUCCAUGUGACUUUUCUCCUGUUCCCUCGACUACCUGAAUGUGUAGCUCUUUCUCUGCUGUCUUCAUCCGCAGAUGUCAUAUCAUUCUUAACUUCAUCUUGCUCCUCAGGCAUACAAAAUGGGGCAUUAUGAUAUUUUAUAUUAAAAAUGGAUGAAAAUGGUUUUGGAUUUGCAGUUUGGUUCGUUUUGGUGUUUAUCACGGUAUUCUUUUUACCAUCCAGUGAUUGGGAACACUGCUAUUGCCCAAGAAUGUGAAGGAUAUGAUUAACUAUUUUCUUUUGCUUGGACAUCAUCCAAAUCGUUUGCAAAUGUUUCGCAUAGUGCCAGCCGCAACAAUUUACCUGACUAUAUUUGCUAUGGUUUCUGCAGGUUUAUGAAAGGGAGUUGACAACACUUAAGAUACCGAAGUCCAUUGUAAAUGGAUCAGAUAUGCUUCUGAUGGAGUUUUCACAAUGUGGUAGUUGCUAUUAUUUGCUCAUGCACCUUGACAGGGAUUUUAGGCCACUUUUUAAAUUAUUGGAAACGCAAGCUGAUUCCGAUGGAGAUUCCCAUACUGGUGAAUGUAAACAUGUUGCACGAUAUAAUAAUAUUGACAUUAGUCAGAUAGGAGUUGUUGAAGAUGAAUUGAAUCUGAGCCUUUUUAAUUGGGAGAAGAUACAGUCGUCUUUAACUAUUACUGGAGAUUCUAAACAGACAUCAAAUCGUAGCCUGCUUUCUGAUGUCGAUUCAGAGAAUUUGUUGCACUAUAAAGGACGUUUACCGUCAAGUUUUUCAUCAAUAGUCGAUGAAGUGUUUGAGCUUGAGAAAGGUGCAUUGGAACACCGUCAGCCCGUCCAGAAUCACAUUUCGUCGUCACUGAUAGGCUCUAUUCAAGGAACUAGAGCUGGAAUAAGCUCUCCCAAGUGGGAAGGAGGAUCACAGUAUUCUCAGAAUGGCAGUGCAGUGAAGGUGUCUUCUGGUGGUUCUGCUAUAAAUACUCCUAAUUAUUCAUCGAACAACAUAAAGGGCUUGCUCCAGAGUGCACCUAUCAACUCUCUUUCUUCUACCCCACUGAGGUCUGCACAACUGUACCGGUUUUCGUCAUCACAGUCUAACCAGGAUUCGAGUCCUGUGAAGUCAAAUUUGCAGUCUGGUGGUAGUGGCCUUUAUUAUUCCAUUGACAAUGACCAAGAGAGACUGCAAAAUGUGUUGCCAAAAGAAGGAUGUGUAGAUAUUGUCGGAAGUCGGCCAGUUCAACUGGUAUCUUCAACCGCCACAUUAGGUUCUCGACUGCCAGUGAGUAACACCAAACUGAAUGGUGUUAAAAACUCACUGAGUGACCCCGCGGUUAGCCCUUUCAGAAUGGAUGGCUCCACACUAUCCACCGGCACUUCCAUAAGUAAGAUUGAGUGUCAUCAUGCUACCUACAGUUAGUUGUGUUCGUACUUUUUUAAUUUUUCCUUAUAUAUAAUUAUACAAUUUUGUACCAUUAGUUCACUGGGCAAAGGUCUGUGCUUUGCUAAUGUAUCGAUGGCUCAUAUUUCUCGUUCCUCAGGUGAUGAUGGUGUUUUGAGACGUGAUGAACGGUUACGAAAGCGUUCUUUUGCUGAUAUGGGAUCCCUUAUUCCAUCAUUGCAAGAAUUUUAUGCUACUCUGGGGUUGAGAAAGAGAAGGAAAAUUGGAGACUCCACUGCUUGUCAUUCUUCUGCUUCACAAAUACUCUCAUCCACUUUGAAAUCCAGAACUGAUGUACAUACUUAUGGGAGUAUACUUUCUGAAGCGAAUCAUGGGCUUGCUCCUCACAAUGUGUAUGUCUCAGCUCUUCUCCAUGUGGUCAGGCAUUGUUCACUUUGUAUAAAGCAUGCUCAAGUAACAAGUCAGAUGGAUGCGCUUGAAAUCCCGUAUGUUGAAGAAGUGGGUCUGCAUAUUCCAUCCUCAAACUUGUGGUUCCGGUUACCAUUUGCUAGAGAUGACUUGUGGGAUCAUAUAUGCUUGUGCUUAGGGAAACUUGGAAGCAUGACUUGGGAUGUUAAAGUUAAUGAUCCAUAUUUCAAGGAGUUGUGGGAGUUACAAAAAGGGAGCACCAGUACAGGAUGGGGUUGCGGUGUUAGAAUUGCAAAUGUGUCAGAUACAGACUCUCAUAUCUGCUUUGAUCCGGAAGGUGUUGUACUUAAUUACGAAACUGUUGAAAUUGAUAGCAUCAAAAAGCUAGUUUCAGAUCUUCAAAGGCUCUCUAAUGCACGCUUAUUUGUCCGUGGGAUGCGAAACUUGCUUGGAGUAAGAUCUGAUGACAAGUUUGAAGAGAGCUCUGAUACCAAGGUACAAUCCUCAGGAAAAGGUAGUUUGGAGAUUGGAGAUAAGAUAUCAGAACAGAUAAAGAGGACCUUCAAGAUCGAAGCAGUUGGUCUGAUGAGUCUGUGGUUUUGUUAUGGUACAAUGCCUGUUAUGGCACACUUUGUUGUUGAGUGGGAAGCAGGUAAGGAAGGCUGUACAAUGCAUGUAUCUCCGGAUCAACUGUGGCCUCAUACUAAGGUAUGUUUUCCCUUUUUUUUUUUUUUUUUUCUUGCUUUUAAACAUAAUUUUUUUGAUUCUCGACUGUUAAGAUCUAGGAUUGAAGGGUAUUUAUCUUAAAAUAAGAAAACAUCGUUGUCGCUAAUUUGUUUCCUAGGGCUCUCUGUCAUGUUAUGAUAAGAAUAGGGAUGGAUGCUAGACGAAAUAUCUGUAAUUUACGUUUAAUCAACUAUUAUAUUUCUUACUUGGAAUAUGAACGUGUGAAUCAACUAAAGUCUGUUUCACACUCUGAUUAUGCUAGUCUCCUUGGGGAUGUUACUCUUUAGUUGAAGGUUUACCUCUUUGGGUAAAUAGUAACUUGUUUACUGACGUACUUUGGUCUUUUUAGUUUAGAAUACACGGAAAAGUUGAUGUCAAUGACUAAGCUGACUCUCCGUUUGGAAUGAUAAGGUUCUUGAUGCAGCUAGUCCCUGAUUCUGUAUUUCAAAAUUAUUGGUACGCUGUCUGCCGUCCGGUGGGGUAGUGGGCAAUUUUCUCCAUCUUGGGGUGUGGAACUGGGGCUAGCAGCCAGCUCCGGGUACCUUGAUGCUUUUGCAGCUUGUGGUAUUAAAUAACUAGGAAGGAAAUUCGGAUUUAAUGCUGGGAAAGUGUUUCAGCAAUUUCAACGAACUGAUUUUGAGUUAUUCUGCUAAGUACAUUCAGUUUGUUGCCUGGUUUUUUUUUUAAUGCACAAAGUUCAGCGUUUUAUGCAUGGUGGUCGCAGAAACUCAGUUUUUGAAUUUUUAUCUUCAUCAUGCAGUUUUUAGAGGAUUUCAUCAAUGGUGGUGAGGUCGCAUCGUUUCUGGAUUGCAUUCGUCUUACGGCUGGACCUUUGCUUGCUCUUGCUAAUGCCAUACGUCCUGCGAGGAUGCCAGGUCCUGUUGCUUCUGUUCCACCGCCUAUCCUGAAACAGAAUGGUUUUGGACACUCCCAGGGGCUAUUGCAAAAUACUUCAUCAGCGGGUACUAACCAGCCUGCAUCUUAUGGCCCUGUGGCUGGUGCUUCUUUAGCUCCAAUGGCUAAUCAUGGCCUUCACAGUACGGCCAUCUUAUCUGCUGUUCCUGGGAGAGGCGGCCCUGGAAUCGUUCCCAGCUCGCUGCUUCCCUUUGAUGUCUCUGUUGUGCUUCGAGGUCCAUAUUGGAUACGCAUUAUCUACCGCAAAAAAUUUGCAGUAGACAUGCGUUGCUUUGCUGGGGAUCAGGUUUGGCUACAGCCCGCCACGCCUCCCAAGGGAGGAGCUGCCACAGGAGGCUCACUGCCAUGUCCACAGUUCCGGCCUUUCAUCAUGGAACAUGUUGCUCAGGGGCUGAAUGCUCUGGAACCCAGUUUCCCUGGUGGUGCUCAUGCAGGUGGUCUAAUGGGCUCAAAUAAUCCCAACCCAGCUCUGGGUUCUCAGCCUUUAGUUUCUGGUGCUAACCGUGUUGGCAUUACAGCUUCCGGUGGAAUGCAGAGACCAGCUUCCAUGGGUGGAGCUCAGGGAACUGGCAGCUUGAACCGAGUUGGGAACAAUGUGUUGCCAUCUUCAGCUUUGGCUGCAGUGGGGCCGGGGUUGCCCUUCCGCAUAUCUCCAGUGCAUCUGAGAGGGGAGCUCAAUACGGCUUUCAUUGGACUUGGGGAUGAUGGAGGCUACGGAGGAAGUUGGGUUCCCCUUGCUGCACUUAAGAAGGUGCUGAGGGGCAUUUUGAAGUACCUCGGAGUGCUGUGGUUGUUUGCUCAGCUGCCUGAGCUUUUAAAGGAAAUACUUGGUUCAAUUUUAAAGGAGAACGAAGGGGGCAUGCUCAAUUUGGAUCAGGAGCAGCCAGCUCUGCGCUUCUUUGUUGGGUAAGAGAGAGAAAGUAAAUUUCCUUGCCUUGUCAGUAUUUUCAUCUCUUAACCCGUCUCUGAUAUGCAUUGAAUAAAUAAACUUCCAGACUGUAUAGUUACAUUUAUUUUCUCACAGUGGUUUACAGUUCACCUGUAAUGUUAUCUCAUAUCCAUUGCAUGAUUUGAAAUUGCUAAUUGUAUUCUCUCUGUUUUUUUUCUCUGCAGUGGUUAUGUCUUCAGUGUUAGUGUUCAUAGGGUCCAAUUACUUCUGCAAAUCAUAAGUGUGAAGCGGGUUCAUCACCCACAGCAACCGCAACAGCAGGCCCAAACUAGUGCCCAGGAGGAAUUAGCCUCGUCUGAAAUAAUUGAGAUAUGUGAUUACUUCAGUCGACGGGUCGCCUCGGAGCCCUAUGACACCUCUAGGGUUUCAUCCUUCAUCACUCUUCUCACCCUCCCCAUCUCAGUGCUCCGAGAAUUUCUGAAGUUGAUUGCCUGGGAGAAGGGACUAUUUCAAAGUGGAGAAGUAACCCCAGCGCAGAGGGCCCGUGUCGAGCUGUGCUUGGAGAACCAUUCUGGUUCCGCAGCAGAAGAGAGCACCAAGUCUCCUGCAUCAAAGAGCGACAUCCACCAUGACAGAGCUCACAGUUCAGUCGACUUUGGCCUGACCUUUGUUCUUGAUCCUGCUCUCAUACCUCAUAUAAAUGCAGCUGGUGGUGCUGCCUGGCUUCCCUACUGCGUCUCAGUCCGGCUAAGGUAUUCGUUUGGAGACUCUUCAGUCAUUUCUCUUAUGGGAGUGGAGGGAAGCCAUGGCGGAAGAGCUUGCUGGUCGCGACUGGAGGACUGGGAGAGAUGCAAGAUAAGGGUUGCUCGAGCAGUCGAAUUUGCCAACACUAAUGCUGUGGUGGAGAACCAGGGCCGGCUCAGAUCAGUUGCUGAGACAUUGCAAAAAUCACUGCAAAUGCAGUUGCAGCAGCUGAGGGAUGGGACUCCCACUUCUACCUCCGUGACAUCCUAA
Molecule: messenger RNA, 12258 nt
Organism: Spirodela intermedia
Lineage: Eukaryota; Viridiplantae; Streptophyta; Magnoliopsida; Alismatales; Araceae
Source: the annotation of a GenBank genome assembly